GUAUGUCAAUGUAUUCACUGCUCCCUCAAAACACACAACUGUCCGCUCAUUGAGUCAACACAACUCCCAACACAACAUCACAUCAACAACACUAACACUACUCACACCCGACCACAGGUGGCGCUACCCUUCCCUCCCCUCCCGGCCCUCACAGACAACACAAACACACAUUCAUUGACUCGAUUUGACUCCAAUUUGCACUGAAUCUGCAUUUCGUGUCCAAACAGUUUAGAAACACUUUUCUCGUCUCAACACAACUCACUCCCCAUUGAGUCCAAUCUCUCAGAAUGGGUUCAAAGAUGGCUCAAACCAAUUGGGAAAUGGCUAACAGUAUGGAAAAUGUGGAAAGUAUUGACGAGAUCUACAAAUAUAACCGCAAACAACAACAAGACAUCCUCACAGCCAAGCCGUGGGAAAAGGAUCCUCACUAUUUCAAAGACAUCCGCGUGAGUGCGUUGGCGCUGUUGAAGAUGGUGAUGCACGCCAGAAGUGGUGGCACUCUGGAAGUGAUGGGUCUGUUGUUGGGCAAAGUGGACGCCAACACAAUGAUAGCGAUGGACUCGUUUGCGCUGCCGGUUGAGGGGACA
Molecule: messenger RNA, 587 nt
Organism: Medioppia subpectinata
Lineage: Eukaryota; Metazoa; Arthropoda; Arachnida; Sarcoptiformes; Oppiidae
Source: the annotation of a GenBank genome assembly